This is a messenger RNA of Manihot esculenta (cassava), 1079 nucleotides long. Its product is annotated as proteasome subunit beta type-4. NCBI's taxonomy places the organism in Eukaryota, Viridiplantae, Streptophyta, Magnoliopsida, Malpighiales, Euphorbiaceae. The coding region runs from base 127 to 873 and encodes 248 amino acids. The record is from RefSeq and is a predicted model, not a curated record. Gene Ontology annotation, cellular component: proteasome core complex, beta-subunit complex; nucleus; proteasome core complex. The transcript has 6 exons.
CAAGUCUGAGAAGAUCUCCUAAUAAACCUUCUUCGUGCAAAACAAUAUUGAAACAAAGUUUCACAUAUUUAUUUUACUUUCCUCUUCAUCUGCUUUAUCUCUUUCGGCUUGAUCCAGAGAACCACCAUGGCCGCGACAAUGGUGAAGGAGGCAGGCUCUGAACCCUCCCAGCUUUUGGGCCCCGAAUCCGCUUCUGAAAGAACACUGUACCCAUAUGUGACCGGUACAUCUGUGGUGGCUUUGAAGUAUAAGGAUGGAAUUUUGAUGGCUGCUGAUAUGGGAGCAUCCUAUGGAUCCACCUUGCGAUACAAGAGUGUGGAGAGAAUGAAGUCUAUUGGGAAGCAUUCUCUUCUUGGUGCCAGUGGAGAAAUUAGUGAUUUUCAGGAGAUUCUACGCUAUCUUGAUGAGCUCAUCCUGUAUGACAAUAUGUGGGAUGAUGGCAACUCCUUGGGUCCUAAGGAGGUGCACAACUAUUUGACGAGGGUGAUGUAUAAUAGACGCAACAAAUUCAAUCCAUUGUGGAAUUCCCUUGUUCUUGGUGGAGUUAAAAAUGGACAAAAGUAUCUUGGCAUGGUCAGUAUGAUAGGAGUAAAUUUUGAGGACAAUCAUGUAGCAACUGGAUUUGGAAAUCACUUUGCACGGCCAAUACUUCGUGAUGAGUGGCACGAGAACCUUAGUUUUGAAGAUGGUGUUAAGUUACUGGAGAAAUGCAUGCGUGUGCUUCUGUAUCGUGAUAGAUCUGCUGUAAACAAGCUUCAGAUAGCUAAAAUUACUGAGGAAGGUGUAACAAUUUCCCAGCCUUAUGCACUGAAGACUUUCUGGGGAUUCUCUGCAUUUCAGAAUCCAACAGUUGGCGCUGAAGGAUCAUGGUAGAUUGGUAGUUGGUGCUGGCUUGGGGUUUAUUUGGAAGUUAAUCAUCUGAACCGCAAAUAGUUACUCAAACCAUUGGGAUUCUGCUUUCUCUGCUUGCUGUAAUAUCUGAACCAUGAAAUUAGUAUGGGUUUCGUUUAUCAGCUUGUAAUGCUGUUCGGAUAUCAUUUUAUCACUCUUGGAAGAAAUUUGAUUCUGCAAUUUGUUCA